Zonotrichia leucophrys gambelii is the source of this 4749-nucleotide messenger RNA. Its product is annotated as mucin-2-like. NCBI's taxonomy places the organism in Eukaryota, Metazoa, Chordata, Aves, Passeriformes, Passerellidae. The transcript has 3 exons. Gene Ontology annotation, molecular function: chemokine activity. Gene Ontology annotation, biological process: immune response. The record is from RefSeq and is a predicted model, not a curated record. The coding region runs from base 223 to 1485 and encodes 420 amino acids. Gene Ontology annotation, cellular component: extracellular region.
UCCCAUUGCCUCCGCUAUUCCCUGCCCUCCCCCUGUUCCCUCCUCCUCCUGGCGUCACCCUUGGACACGUGAAUAACAACUAAAGCUCUGUCUCGGGGCUUCACAAUUCCGAAUGAGCGGCAGCGUCUGUGUUGCUCCAGGGGAUGCGAUAAGCAGCCGGGAGUGGGAAAUACAGCCGGGAAUCCCUGCCUGCCUGCCUUUCCUCCUGCCCACCACGGGAACAUGAAGGCUGCCUGUCUCCAGAUGCUGCUGUGGGCCCUGUACCUGGUCGUGACCCUGGCUGGAGGGCAACCCAAAGCAUAUGUGACGUGUCCAGAAGAUUGCAGAAAUCCUUCAAAGAAAUUUAUACCAGAGAGGCUGAUCAGGAGGUUCUACGAGACUGACUCUAGAUGCAAACUAAAUGUCAUCAUAUUUGUUACUGUGCAGGAUAGGAAGAUUUGUGUAGAUUCAAAUGCAGGCUGGGUGAAGAAGUUCCAAGACAAACUGAGCAGGAAAAAUGCCACAGUGACGCUGCCACGUGAUGUCACCUCAGCAGAAGAGCUCGGCAGCAUUGAGAGACACGUUGGUCUUCCAGAACUGCCUCCAUCUCCAGCCACUGCUCCAGCUGGUUUCUUCCAAGGGACUGGAACAACACUCAGGGAGACAGAACAUGCUCCUGCUGCCCCCACAGAGGUGUCCAGCAAGCCCCCCCUGGGCAGGCAGGAGCUCCCCCAGCUCCCUGCAGGAUCCAUCCCAGUGACACAGGAGGAGGCUCUGCACCCUGGGGUCACUCCAGGAGCCAAGGGGGAGCCCUCAAAUUCUCCUGUUACAGCAGAUGUGGCCUCCAGGCAGCCCACCCCACGCCCCACUGGUCAGCACACAGCUUCUCCUAACUCCAAUUCAGACCUGAUGGCUGCUGCCACAGCAUCAAUCCAACCUGCACUGACUGCCAAUGGACCCCUGGACCCCACAGGAGCCAGAGCCAACACACCAGACACUGCUGCCAGCAGUUCGGGGUCAGAUCUCCCCUCCAUCUGGGACAGUAUGAGGACCACAACAGUCACAGAGACAGCACCACAAACUACUUCAGUGUCUACUCUGAGCUCCACCACUGCCACAGACAAAGCUGCUUCUGUCCAUGCCAACAGGCUUGUUGGUCCCUCUGCAGGGACAACAGCAUUUGAUCAUUCAUUGCCUGUAGGGAAGCAAGAGCCUUCAGACACAGGAGUUUUUACUCACCAGGCACUGUCAAGCCAAGCCAGGGUGCAGAUGAUCACAGUCAGGCCAAACAAUCUGCCCCUGCCCAGCUUCCUGUCAAAAUCUCAAAUGCACUUUGUCAUCCCAGUUUCUGUGGUAUGUGGACUGAUGGUUAGCAGUGUUGCCCUUGUGUGGUUGUAUCUGAAAUUUGGAGUCAAACCAGAAGAAACAUCCAGAGAAAUGGUGCAGGGCUUGCUCUACCAGCAGGCAGGACCUCAAGACAAUGCCUAUCCAAUGGAAGUAAUAUGAAUGCUUCAUACAUGGACAUUUCUGUUUGAGUGUUGCUCCAGAAAAGCUGUUCAUGCUGAACUGGUGACCAGUAGGAAGCAAGCCUGGGAAUAAAAAUCACAGAGAAAACUGGUUUUCUGAUAGAGCAGAAUGCCCAAUAAUACAUCUACUUCAUUGUUGACCAAUCACAGUGUUCUGGAAAUAAGGGAGACACUUCUUUUCUACUGGCACUGUUCUGUACAAAGGCUGUGGCUGUUCUCUUGCUGUUGCUGGCUCUUUGCCAGCUGAUGUGAUUUCCCAAGUCACUCUUGGGAAUUUUCUGUGGUUCAUCGUGGCCCAGGCAAGAAGCCACUCACCCACCCACACUGCUGGACUUGGGCUCAGCCACCUUGAGCAAUCUUAGCACCAAACCCACACAAUUUGCACUUAAACUCUCUGCUGCUUCUUUCUUUGCACUUCAGGUCUCUGCUCUGCCUGACCAAGACUGAGCUGGUGCCAGCUGGGUGCUGGCUCUCCCUGGGCUGAUGGAAUUUACUCUCAUCACUUUCUCUUGCUGGAGGCAUGAGGGACAGCCAGCUUUUCAGAAAUAUUUGACCAACACUGCAUCUGAUCAGGGGAAUGAAGGUCAGUGCUACAGAUUUUCUAUUCAGAGAAGCUGGCAAUCCACAGUCUGUCUCCUCCUUGAAAUCAAGCCCUUCCUUUUAGCAGCUCUGGGUAUUUCUUCUUGCAGAUGAAUUCUGAGAGCUGGUUCUUGGCAAAUCAAUGCAAUAAAUCCCUUCUGCCAGCUGAUGCACCUUGUGCCCAGCUGCAUCCAUCACCAGGGCAGGAAAAUGCUGAUGAAUCUUCACAAAUGGGAGAAAUCAAGAAGCCAGCCAAUAAUUUUGCUAUUCCUGUGUUAUUGGAACAUUUUUGCUCUUCUUUGCAAGCACAAAACCCAGGAAAUGUGGAGCUAAAGGCAAUUCUGGAUGUAGUCAUGAAAAAAUUACCACAGCAGACAUUCUUUUGAUCCCAUUUUCUCUCUAGAAAUAAGCACAUUUGCAGAUCCACCAAAAAAAAAAAAUAAAAAAAGGCACAAAAUGCCUGUUCAUGGUCCUAUACUGCAGCCACAUUUCAGUUUUUCCAUUUUGGAUAGCACUGAUCACCAGGCUAUGAAAGCACUGUUACAGAACCAGGUUUUUUAAACCCCAAAUUGAUUUUAACACAUCCUGACAGUGCUGUACAUAAGUCCUAUGUUUUAUCUGUGGUCAAGUCUUGAAAGCCCUUAUUAAACUUUGACUCCAGGAUAAUUCUGCUGGAGCGUGCAAAGGCCUUCAUGACGUGAUGCUUUGUAAGUAGAUACGUAUCAAGGGUCAGAUCCCAACCAGCCUCAGGGGAUCAGAUCCCUAACUACAAAUAUGCAUGCAGAAAGUAAAAGCAAGAUCAGCAAGAAAAAAGCAAGAAAAUGAUAAGCAAGAUGAUCAAAAAUGAUGGGCCAGCUGUAAAGCAGAGCUUGAGGAAUGAGGCCUGUUACAUCUGUCAGAUUACACCUUCAGGACAUCCCUCCAGCCCUGCAGGGGGAGAGGACACACCACAGCUGUGCUUGCUCUCUGCCAUCACACAUCCCUCACUUCUGCAUUUUGAGGGAUUCCUCUCCUUUGCAAGCACAGGAUGCAAUCAGAUCUAUUACAAUGAUUAAUUUGGAGUGAAACCCUUCCUUGUGCAGCAGCUCAGCUGUGGAAAUCGGGUUGGGGUUGAUUUUCCUGGAGGGUAAAUCUGGCCCUGCCAGUGCCACCUCCCCCUGCACCCACCUGUGCACAGCUGGAACGCGUGAAGUGAUGUACUGUGGCAUUAUUUUUAUAUGAAACACUAGAAAUGUUAUUUUUGUAAAAAAGGUUUUAUAGCUUUUUGAAUGUAUGUAAUGUCCUGUCUGAGCUGCUUGGAGUCGAGACCUUUGUGGCAGCCCUGGGAAACACUGUGCCUUGUCUGUUCUGUUGCUGGUCUGAGAUGGUUUGUGCAAGUCCCUGGGGGCUGGAUCAGUGCCCAGGCCCUCCAGCAAGCAGAGUGGACACUUGUGUGCUGCAGGGGAAGGGCUGGGGGAUGGAUGUGCACCAGGAGACCACUUGGAGUCCCCAGUCCUUGGCAGGACCCUGCUCCCAGCUCCACCACCAGCUCCCAGCUGCUGUGAUCCCUCUGGAACUCAUCAGGAGGAGAUGCUCCUCAUGGCUGGCCCUGUCCUUGUGCACUCCCUGCCCCUCUCCUGUCCCUUGGCUGCCUGCAGGCAGGGUGCUGGCACCCUCACAGGGGACAGGGGGACACUGCUGGCACCCUCACAGGGGACAGGGGGACACUGCUGCUCCUCUCUGCAGUCUGGGAGGGAGGGAGGAUGGAGCCUGUGGAUGUCACCCAUUUCUGGGGGUUAAAUACCACUUGCUGUGGAGCACAGUGACUGUUACAAGCUGCAGUUUGUUUGUAUAUUGUGUGCAUGAGAUAUGAGCUGUACAUUUUUAUAGAAAUAAAAGUAAUAAAAGUCCUUAUGUUAAAAACUUUCGCCCUCAGGGGAUUGAGCCUUGGGCUGGGUUUCCAAGCCUGGUCCCUGCAGAGAUGAACACCUGUGACUGAGCACUGUGGAAAGCAUUCCUGCAUCAGCAAGAGAUGGCACAGCUGGCACAGCUGGAUGUGGCCAGGCUAUUGCUCCAUCUGCUUUAGGGUUUGAUCUUGCAGAUGUUUGCAGGAAAUAUAUUUCCUCACAGGGAUUUGUGUCUCCCAUCUUACAAAGGCAAUAAAGAAAACUGGACUUUGGCAUUGUUUAAGCAAAGCUAAGGUCCAACAGUAGCUCAGAGACAGCAAACAUUGUUCUGUAAGGAGGCAAGAGGGCAAGGGCUGAGACAGGAGCUCUCCCACCCCAGCCAGGGCUUGGGCUGCCCUUGUGUGCUGCUCUGGUGCUGGAGAGCUGGGAAGAGCAGCUCAAUGAAAGAGUCAGUUCUCAGAGUUUGCCUGGAGUGGGGAGCUGGCAGGAGCAAGAGGGAUGAGUACCUUCUCUACAUUUCAGGAACUCUCAUCCCAACCAUCUCUCAGCCCCAUGCCCUUCCAGGUAGACACAGAAGUCAAUGAAAGUUUCCUGCCGCUGAGUCACCAGGCCAGGAAGGUCAUUUGGGGAUAAUGGAACUCUAAAGAAACGAAAGCACUUUUGUUUUUUUAAUUUCAUUUCUCCUCUCCUGUGGAGAGAGCAAGAGGAAGGAAGGGGGCGAUGCAAUCCAGGCAAGCCUGACGGGAUGAAUCAUUUCCAGUCAUUUCCCCCAGGCAGAG